Messenger RNA from Oryza sativa Japonica Group (Japanese rice), 865 nucleotides. The record is from RefSeq and is a predicted model, not a curated record. NCBI's taxonomy places the organism in Eukaryota, Viridiplantae, Streptophyta, Magnoliopsida, Poales, Poaceae.
UACGUGCACUUCGUCACUUUGCUUUUUGCCAUUGCCAUUGCCAAAGCUAAGCUUCUCGCCAUGGAAGCUCUCCUCUCCUCGCCGCGCGCUCUCUUCUCCGUCACGCCAACCGCGUGCUGGCCGGCGUCAGCCAGGAGGAGGAGACGUGUUGCUUCUCCUGUCAAGGCGGCCGCCGCCGCCGCCGAGCCGGCCGGGGAGGAGAAAAAGCCCGCCACCGGCGGCGCCGCGGCGGCGGCGGGAGACGGCCAGGCGGCUGCGCCGGCGCCGAAGAAGAUCCUCAAGAAGAAACCUGUCUACUCGAUGAAGAAGGGCCAGAUUGUGCGCGUCGACAAGGAGAAGUACUUGAACAGCAUCAACUAUCUGUCAGUUGGACACCCGCCUUUCUUCAAGGGGCUAGACUACAUAUACGAGGACCGUGGCGAGGUUUUGGACAUCAGAAUCUUUGAAACAGGGGAGUAUGCCCUGAUCGCUUGGGUUGGAAUCCCAACUCCACCGGCAUGGCUGCCAACUUACAUGCUCAUCAAGUCGGAUAAACUCGACUACGAGAGAAUAUGAUAUGCACAGGAUCGAAGGUUGCGUUCAAGCUAGCUCAGCAAUCGGGUGGGAGAUCGGUCCUUGGCCUGCCAGACUAGCGUUUUUUCAGUUGUUUUCUUCCCUGCAUUGCAGAUUCUUCCCCUAUUUCGGUUCUUCCGACGAUUAAUCUGCAGAUGUUUUCAGUCGGUUCGUGAUAUAUGACAAUGUGUUGUAUAUAGAUGUCAAUAUGAGGCGAUUUGCUGUUGCCUGUUGCUCCGCAUCUAAAUUAAUUAUACUGAACUGAAAAAUUUAACAAAAGUUAAGUGAUGAUAUUCAGAGCUAUUCAGAUUCA